Messenger RNA from Babjeviella inositovora NRRL Y-12698, 3033 nucleotides. It is a transcript of the gene KIP1, whose product is annotated as Kip1p. The transcript has a single exon. Gene Ontology annotation, cellular component: spindle microtubule; nucleus. Bases 77 to 2971 code for a protein of 964 amino acids. The record is from RefSeq and is a predicted model, not a curated record. Lineage: Eukaryota; Fungi; Ascomycota; Pichiomycetes; Serinales. Gene Ontology annotation, molecular function: minus-end-directed microtubule motor activity; ATP binding; microtubule binding. Gene Ontology annotation, biological process: microtubule-based movement; mitotic spindle assembly.
GACUAACUCACCAUUACUUACUUUUCUGGACCCUCCCAAAAUACCCCCAGAUUAAGACCCAAAAUACCUCAAACCAAUGUCAGAGCUGGUGAAUAUCAACGUGGUGGUGCGGUGUCGAGGCCGAAACGAUAGAGAAGCAAACGCCAAAUCGCCUGUGGUGGUCUCGGUACCCGAUACAACAGGAUCUAACGAGGUUACACUUAACAGUUCAUCCGAUACAUCCAUCAUAGGGGCCAUCUCCUCCAAAAUGUAUACCGUGGAUCAAGUUUAUGGGCCUAGCGCCGACCAAGAGUUACUCUUCCAAGGGGUUGCUGACCCGCUUUUCCGGGAGUUUCUCAACGGAUAUAACUGUACGAUUCUAGCGUAUGGCCAGACUGGUACGGGGAAAACUCACACGAUGUGCGGUAACUCCAACAUCCUCGCCGAUGGCCAACUUUCCGGGGAUGCAGGGAUCAUCCCCCGAGUGCUUUAUGAAUUGUUUAAUCACAUGGGGAAAGAUGAUUACGUGGUUAAAUGCUCGUUUUUGGAGUUGUACAAUGAGGAGUUGAAGGACUUGCUUGGAGAUGCCACUAAUAAGCUGAAGCUCCGCAUCUUUGAGUCCAAAGAACCAAGAAAGCUGGCCAGCGCUGAAACUGCCGAUACCACAAAGAACACCAUCAUGAUCCAGAACUUAGAGGAGGUAUAUCUUAAGAACGCCAACCAUGGUAUGAACGUCCUCCGGAGAGGCUUGAAACUUCGGCAGGUUGCCUCAACCAAGAUGAACGAUUUUUCGUCUCGGUCGCACACAAUCUUCACCUUGAGCCUCUACAAAAGUGUGAACAACCAGGAAUACCGCGUGGCAAAGUUGAACUUGGUCGAUCUCGCUGGGUCUGAGAAUGUCAGUCGGUCAGGGGCAGUGCACCAGAGAGCGAGAGAGGCGGGUCUGAUCAACCAGAGUUUGCUCACCUUGGGUAGAGUAAUAAAUUCCCUCGUGGAUGGGGGCGCCCACAUUCCGUACCGCGAGUCCAAACUUACACGUUUGCUACAGGACUCUAUUGGUGGGAAAACCAAAACUGUGUUGAUUGCCACGAUUUCGCCAGCUAAGGUAAACGCUGAAGAGACAUCAAGUACGCUCGAGUAUGCGUCAAAAGCAAAAAAUAUCAAGAACAAACCUCAGGUGGGAGCCUUGGUGGCGAAGAAUAUCUUGUUGAAAGACAUGGCGGACGAGCUAUCUAAAAUGAAGAUGGAUUUGGUGGCAUCCAGGAACAAACAGGGGGUUUACUUAGAUAACGAGAACUACCAGGAGUUGGUGAACGAUUUGGCCAAUUGUCAAACCGAGGUUGGUGAGGUAAAGCGGAGAAAUGACUUUUUGCAAGCCCAGCACAAAACCACGCUGGAGAGCUUGCAUCGGCUGACGAAGGAUGUUGAGAGCUUGAAAAGAGUAAACACUGAUUUGGUGUCGCAGAUGAACCGGCUCCAUGACAAGGUUGAGAAGCAGAAAUUGAACGAGUCAAGGCUAUUGAAUUCGUCCAAGAAAUUCAAAGGGAUCAUCUGCACCAUUAAUAAUGAUUUGGUGGGAUUGAUAGAGAAUCACCACAGCACGUUGGACUUCUUAAAGCUGGUUAUCCAAGGAAAUGUUAGCUCGCAGAUUUCCAUGGUGGGAGGUAUUUUGGAAAGCCAGCUUUUGAAUCAUGAUAUUGAGGGCAAUUUGCUGCUGCUAAAGUCGCAAAUCCACGAGGUUACGGUCAAAUUGCAGAACUCUGCCAAUAGGACCUGCAAGAUAGUGACUGAUGCAUUUUUGGACAAGUUUCCAAGGCUUCUACAAGGUCUUAGGGCGUCUGCCGACGAAGCAUUGGAUGUCGCACUGAUUUCUGAAAGCUUAUCCCUUCAGUUUGAUGCCUUGGACCAGAAUUACCAGUCGUUUGAGAAGUAUGUCACCUCUGAUGUUGUCUCUGGAGUCGUUCAGAAACAGCAUAUGGAGACAAUCCUCAAGGUGGAGAUGCAAAAGCUAGAGGCACACCAGGUGAGGUUGUUGAGCAAGAUGCAAGACCAGUAUAAACAACAAAAUAAUGAACUCAUUGAAACGAUCCUUUCCAGCCAGGAAUCGUUCUUAGCGAAUCACAGACAGGCCCUUGGAGCUGAAACUAUGGCUUGGAAGGAAAAACACAGCGCAGCUGUCUCCCUGGGCAGGGAAACUGCAGCGUGUUUGCUUAAUAAAAUGCAAGCAGAGAAACUCAAACUAAGCAGUGUCUUAGACUCCGCCUCCUCUCUAACGGAUGAAUCGCGGAAUGCAAUCAUUGACGACUUGAACAGUCUUACCAAUUCAAUUUCUUGUCUACAAAGCGAGGAUUUGCUAACAAGCUUCGGAGAAAUUAAGAGCAAGCACGAUGCAGCUGUUUCUCGUAAUUUAGCUUUGACAGAUGCCUUGAACACGGUAAGCGAUGGCUUGGGAAAUUUACAAGGCCAAAAUAUCACCCUAGUGGAAUGCAGCAUGAAGUUAAGAGUUCCAAACAUUGAUGAAAUCAAUGCCGCCAUUGAUAUCUUGAACAAGGAGGAAGAGGAAGUUCAGACUGGAUCUAUACCUACGGGUAAGACUCCGUUGCGAAUUGCCUCCUUUCCGCGUUCAUCACACGGCUCACCGAGACGAAGCCCGUUGAAACUUCACAGUAGUCCCCUCAAACAAAUCACCAAUGCCAUUAAUCUCAAGCGGCAGAGAAUUGCUUUGGAUGAAGGUGACGAGGAAAUGGAGUUCUCCAAAGUGUUCCCCCUGAGCCAAGAAAGGGGGAAGCACCCAGAACAAGAGAACGUAAUUUAUGAAACGGCGCCAGAGGGGAAGCACAAGCGCACCAGUUCCAUGAUGUCAAGCUCAGUUAGUUUGACUCACCCUGAAAACGAGUCUCAGGAACCAGCAAGAUGGAUAAGUCCCGGUCAGAAAACCAUUCGGUCUUCCCUCGGACAACGAGCCAUACGUCUGCCACAGCUCCCGAAAUGAUUCGUAACUUUGCACAUUUCAUAAUUAUUUAAGUUUUGUACAAAGCAGUAUUUUGAUUGCCA